This is a messenger RNA of Siniperca chuatsi (mandarin fish), 5569 nucleotides long. RefSeq names its product transient receptor potential cation channel subfamily M member 1-like. The transcript has 28 exons. The record is from RefSeq and is a predicted model, not a curated record. Gene Ontology annotation, biological process: protein tetramerization; calcium ion transport into cytosol. NCBI's taxonomy places the organism in Eukaryota, Metazoa, Chordata, Actinopteri, Centrarchiformes, Sinipercidae. Gene Ontology annotation, cellular component: membrane. Gene Ontology annotation, molecular function: calcium channel activity. Bases 286 to 5175 code for a protein of 1629 amino acids.
GAUUACAGAGGGAGAGACGGGGAGGACAGGGUCUCCGCCUGUCACAUCCCACCCACAGACGCCUGAAAGCAUCACACCAGUGAAGGCUGGACCACAGGAGGACGACAGGGACAAGACAGACAAGAGACAGAGAGGAGACAGAGGAGUGAGGAGACAGAAAAGAGAAAGGAGACAAGAGACAGAGGAGACAGGAGACAGAGAGGAGGAGACAGGAGAGAGGAGGAGACGGAGGGGAGACAGAGGAGACAGGAGGAUGAAGGUGGAGGACAGCUGAACUUGAUCAACAUGGACAGCAGAGGGAGGAGAGGAACUAACGGAUCGUUCAAACGCUCGUCCAUCAAACGCAGCGCGUCUUCUGGAUCACAGAAGAUUCAGAGAGCAUGGAUCGAGAGAACUUUCCAGAAGAGAGAAUGUAUUCAGAUUAUUCCCAGCAAAGACACCAGCAGGUGCAGUUGUGGUCAGCUGGUGACGCAGCACACCUCUGUCCCUCUAGGGGCCAGAGAGGAGGGGGCCCCUCUGGUCCAGCUGGAGGUCCAACCUGCAGAGAGAUGGAGCCCCCUGAAACACACCCAGACCUCCCCCACUGAUGCCUAUGGAGUUAUCGAGUUUCAGGGAGGAGGACAUGUCAACAAGGCCAUGUAUAUCCGGGUCUCCUAUGACUCUAAACCGGACCACCUGCUCCACCUGAUGGUGAAGGACUGGCAGUUGGAGCUUCCCACGUUGCUGAUCUCUGUCCACGGAGGCCUUCAGAACUUCGACCUGCCUCCCAAACUGAAGCAGGUUUUUGGGAAAGGACUGAUCAAAGCAGCGGUGACCACCGGAGCCUGGAUCUUCACCGGAGGAGUCAGCACCGGAGUGAUCCGUCAUGUUGGAGAUGCUCUGAAAGACCAUUCGUCAAAGUCCAGAGGAAAAGUGUGCGCUAUCGGCAUCGCACCGUGGGGCAUCAUCGAGAACAAGGAGGACCUCAUCGGGAGAGACGUGACUCGGCCCUAUCAGACAAUGUCCAACCCGCUCAGCAAGCUGUCGGUCCUGAACAGCAGCCACUCCCACUUCAUCCUGGCCGAUAACGGGACCAAUGGGAAGUACGGAGCCGAGGUCCGACUCCGCCGGCAGCUGGAGAAACACAUCGCUCUGCAGAAGAUCAACACACGUCUGGGUCAGGGUGUCCCUGUGGUGUGUCUGAUCCUGGAGGGGGGUCCUAACGUCAUCUCCAUCGUGUUGGAGAGUCUGAAGGAGGAGCCUCCGGUCCCCGUCGUCGUCUGUGACGGCAGCGGUCGCGCCUCUGACAUCAUUUCCUUCGCACACAGAUACUGUGGGGAAGACGGGUUGGUGGGUGACAGUGUCAAAGAUCAGCUGCUGGUCACCAUCCAGAAAACCUUCAACUACAGCCGUAGCCAGGCGCAGCAGAUCUUCCUCAUGGUGAUGGAGUGCAUGAAGAAGCGAGCUCUGAUCACAGUGUUCAGGAUGGGCUCAGAGGGACAGCAGGACAUUGAGAUGUCCAUCCUGACAGCGCUGCUCAAAGGUACGAAUGCGUCGGCGUCUGAUCAGCUGAGUCUGGCUCUGGCCUGGAACAGAGUGGACAUCGCUCGCAGUCAGAUCUUUGUGUACGGACUCCACUGGCCCCCUGUGAGCACUUCACACACCGACCGGCCUAAAAGUCCGGCGGCCCAGCGAGCAGCGGCAGGAGGAGGCGGAGGAGGGAAAGGGAAAGUCAAGGGGAAGAAAGGAAAAGGAGGCAAAACCAAACCUGAACCACCUGAGGAGACCGACCCGAGGAAACUGGAGCUGCUUAACUGGGUGAACUCUCUGGAACAGGCCAUGAUGGAUGCUCUGGUGUUGGACAGGGUGGACUUUGUCAAGCUGCUGAUCGAGAACGGCGUCAACAUCCAUCACUUCCUGACUAUUCCUCGUCUGGAGGAGCUGUACAACACGAAGUUGGGUCCGGCCAACACACUGCACUUUGUGGUCAGAGACGUGAAAAAGGGGAAUCUUCCUCCAGAUUACCAGAUCACGUUGAUCGAUAUCGGCCUGGUGCUGGAGUUCCUGAUGGGUGGAGCUUACCGCUGCAAAUACACCAGGAAGAGCUUCAGGGCGCUUUACAACAAUCUGUACGGCCUCAAACGACCUAAAGCUCUGAAACUUCUUGGAAUGGAGGAUGACGAGCCCCGUCCAAAGGGUAAAGGAAAGAAGAACAAGAAGAAAGAGGAGGAGGUGGACAUUGAUGUGGACGACCCCGAGGUCAGCAGGUUUCAGUAUCCCUUCCAUGAGCUGAUGGUGUGGGCCGUGCUGAUGAAGCGCCAGAAGAUGGCACUAUUCCUGUGGCAGCGGGGGGAGGAGGCUAUGGCCAAAGCUCUGGUGGCCUGUAAACUAUAUAAGGCCAUGGCCCAUGAGUCGUCCCAGAGCGAGCUGGUGGACGACAUCUAUCAGGACCUGGAGAACAACUCCAAGGAGUUUGGUCAGCUGGCCUACGAGCUGCUGGAUCAGUCGUACAAACAUGACGAGCAGGUAGCCAUGAAGCUGCUGACGUAUGAACUGAAGAACUGGAGUAACUCCACCUGUCUGAAGCUGGCGGUUGCUGCCAAACAUAGAGACUUCAUCGCACACACCUGCAGCCAGAUGCUGCUGACGGACAUGUGGAUGGGCUGUCUGAGGAUGGGCAAGAGCAACAGCCUCAAGGUGAUUUUAGGGAUCAUUUUCCCUCCUGCGAUUCUCCUCCUGGAGUUUCGUCUGGGAGACGAAGCCUCGUAUCAUUCGUCCAAAGAGAACGACAACAGCAAAACUAAAGACGACGACAACAAAUCCAGCAAGGACGGCGUCUCUAACGUGGACACUACUUCAAAGAAAGGAGACGAAGAAGAAGAGCAGAAGAAACACCGGAGGAGGACUCCCAUCGGGAGGAAGAUCUAUGAGUUCUACAAUGCUCCCUUCACCAAGUUCUGGUUCAACACGAUCUCCUACCUGGUGUACCUGAUGUUGUAUAACUACAUCAUCCUGGUGAAGAUGGAGCGAUGGCCAUCUCUGCAGGAGUGGAUCGUCAUCUCUUAUAUCAUCACUCUGGGACUGGAGAAAGUCCGACAGAUCCUGAUGUCAGAGCCGGGGAAACUGAAGCAGAAGAUCAACGUGUGGUUGGAGGAUUACUGGAACAUCACCGACCUGGCGGCCAUCUCUGUCUUCCUGCUGGGUUUGCUGCUGCGGCUGCAGAAUGAGCCCUACAUGGGCUACGGACGUGUCAUCUACUGCGUCGACAUCAUCUUCUGGUACAUCCGAGUCCUCGACAUCUUCGGAGUCAACAAGUACCUGGGACCUUACGUCAUGAUGAUCGGAAAAAUGAUGAUCGACAUGCUGUACUUUGUGGUCAUCAUGCUGGUGGUGUUGAUGAGUUUUGGUGUAGCUCGGCAGGCCAUCCUCCACCCGGACGAGGAGCCAACAUGGCGCCUGGCUCGAAACAUCUUCUACAUGCCGUACUGGAUGAUCUACGGAGAGGUGUUUGCAGACUCCAUAGACCGUAAGACUAGAGUUCAUAUUUAUGCAAUGGAAAUCAAUCCUCCAUGUGGAGACAACAUGUACGAUGAAGACGGGAAGAAGCUUCCUCCCUGUAUCCCCGGAGCCUGGCUCACACCGGCAAUCAUGGCCUGUUACCUGCUGGUCGCCAACAUCCUGCUGGUCAACCUGCUCAUCGCCGUCUUCAAUAACACGUUCUUCGAGGUGAAGUCCAUCUCCAACCAGGUGUGGAAGUUCCAGCGGUAUCAGCUGAUCAUGACCUUCCACGACCGUCCCAUCCUGCCUCCCCCCCUCAUCAUCUUCCCCCACAUCUACAUCAUCCUGAAGAGGCUGUGCUGCCGCUGCAGACAGAGGCCAGAGGGAGAUCACGACGACCAGGAGAGGCGACUCCAGCUGGUGCUGAAUGCAGACGAGCUGAAGAGUCUGCAUGAGUUCGAGGAGCAGUGUGUGGAGGAAUAUUUCAGAGAGAAAGACGACGAGAAACAGUCGUCUAACAACGAAAGAAUCAGAGUCACAUCUGAGAGGGUGGAGAAUAUGUUCAUGCGUCUGGAGGAGGUAAAUGAGAGGGAGCACUCGAUGAAGGCGUCUUUGCAGACAGUGGACCUCCGCCUGGCUCAGCUGGAGGAGUUCUCUGGCCGGAUGAUGAACGCUCUGGAGAAGCUGGCGGGUGUCGACCGGGCCGAGCUCGUCCGCACUCGCUCCAGAGGAUCGUCUGUCUGUGAGCCGGCCACUCUGCUGCGACACGGCAGCAUCAACAGUGCAGACGGAUACAGUCUGUGCCGAUAUCAGCUGGAGCAUGACGACAGGAUCUUUGUGUCUGGAGACACGGACGGAAAUGACAGGAGGGUCCAACUGAGUCCAGAGAGACAAGGAGGAACCACAGAGCGAGGAAACACAACAGGUGAUGUGAAGGAGCUCAGGUCGACUCUGGAGGUGAGAGGACUGAAGGACAGGACUCAGUCUCUGUCCAACGUCAACAUCCUAAUCUCCCCCUGUGUCCCCGACCAUAGACCCCCCCACACCUGUCCUGCUUCACCUCAGUCUGACACGACGGACGCUAAUAUGGAGAAACCAGCAGAGAAAACCCGACUGGAGGCGGCGGUGUCAUUCCCUCUGGAGAGGUCAAAAGUCACACAGUAUUUAUCCUCUCCGAUCCUCAGUGGAUCCCCCUCCUCCAACAGGAAGUCCAUCAACAGCAUCGUCUACAGCCCUGUCCAUCAGGACCAGGAGGAGGCGACCAGUUUGAACCCACCUGGCUCACAGCAGACCUUCAGAUCUCCCAGCAUGCCUCACUGGGGUGUCCACCCCUCCCCCAGAGUAACGGUAGAGAAGAGUGGAGGCAAUGAAACCAAACAGGAAGUGGAGGAGAGAACGUCCGGGCUGUCCGAUGGGGAGCAGGGGGGAGAGAUAGUGGACAGUAACCAUGGUAAUAGAGGGGGGGGGGAGCCGUCGGAGGACCUCCUGGUGGGGGAGGACAGGAUGUAUCCCACACUGCGCUCCAAGAGUCUGAACACCAACCCAAGGAAGACGAGGACGAAGAGGAAGGAGAGCGAGGAGAUGCCCUGCUCAACCGCCAGCGUCGGAGACCUGGUGUCAGCGUUCAGCGGGGUGGGAGGUCCACGGCCCAGGACCAGGUCCAGUCCUGGAUCUUCUGAUCCUGAAGGACUGAGGUGACUCUGAACUUUCCACUCGCUGUGUUUCAGUUCACAGCAGAGGUCGGUCAUUAAAGCAGCUAUAAUGUAUAUGUUUAUAAUAACGAUGUAUAAAUAACAAUGUGUUGUGUGUCUCUGGUAGUGAUGAACCUACAGAGAAUUACCAGCUGAAUGUGCAGCUCCCCUUUACGGAGAUUUAUAGUGGUUUUCAGCUCAUUGUUUUUCUGUCCGGCCCACAGGCAGCAGUCAUCACAAGAACUCCUGGAGGGUCUGACUAAUGAGGAGCAACUGAAAGUGUUAUGUUGAGAUUUGAUUUCAUGGUGGAAGAUAUCAGAUCCUAUCAGAUCCUUUACUUCAGUGUCAAAACCAGAAUGGAAAGUAAAAGUCCUGUUGGGCUGCAACAAAUGGUUUUCAUU